Messenger RNA from Carassius auratus (goldfish), 899 nucleotides. RefSeq names its product leukotriene B4 receptor 1-like. Bases 266 to 556 code for a protein of 96 amino acids. The record is from RefSeq and is a predicted model, not a curated record. Gene Ontology annotation, biological process: phospholipase C-activating G protein-coupled receptor signaling pathway; inflammatory response; complement receptor mediated signaling pathway. Lineage: Eukaryota; Metazoa; Chordata; Actinopteri; Cypriniformes; Cyprinidae. The transcript is spliced from 2 exons. Gene Ontology annotation, cellular component: plasma membrane. Gene Ontology annotation, molecular function: complement receptor activity; G protein-coupled receptor activity.
UCAAAAACUGGGACCAGCACAAUUGGUUUCAUAAAUAAUUGUAAUCUUCUUUAUGUCCUUCUUUUUAUCUGACAUUGUGUUUUUCACAUCUUCUUUGCACCUACAGUACUGUGACGCAAUUCCAUCCAAGGUUGCAUGUGUGUAUGCCAUACCAUUGGGAGAGUGACUCUCAUGAAAUCUUUUUGAGACUAUCGUGGGUUUCCUGCUGCCCUUCACCUUCAUCCUGUUCUGCUACAUCUCAGUGAUCUGUCGGCUGCGUAGCGCAAUGUUCCAGCGCAAAGGAAGAGGAAACGCCCUCAUCCUCCUCAUCAUCGUUGCAUUUGCCGUCUUCUGGCUGCCGUAUCACCUCAUCAACAUCCUACAGGUGAUUGGUGUAAUCCAGGGCGGCUCCUCUUCUGUUUUAAAAGCGGCGAAAGUGGCCCGUCCCAAUGUGACAGCGUUCGCCUUCAUGAGCAGCAGUGUGAACCCCGUCCUGUAUGUGUUUGCUGGCAGCUCUCACAUCCGUCAGGCUGGUCUGGGCUUCAUGGCCAAACUCUUUGAAGGAACCAACUCUUAGUCGGCCUCCACCCGCAGCAGUCGCGGCUCUAAUGCAGAGAGCUCUGUUUUCACCAAGCUGUCCGUCAAACUGAGUCGUAAAGGGGACUGGGCGAGAGACGAGACCCCUGGUGGUGAAGACGAGACCAUGGCAGACGUACAGAACAGAAAUGAGAUGAAGACUCUGACCACCCUGCAUUAAAGUGCUCAUAUCUAUUCUCCAUUUAUAAUGCUAGAAAAUGUUGCUGGACUCCCAGUAUCCCAACUGAAAUAUCAUCUUCUGCUGCUGCUGUUUCAGAAUAUAUGUCUUAUUUUCUCAGUCUAAAAGCUUGAUUGAAAUGUGAGAAUUAAAAUAUUGUCAUUUU